Molecule: messenger RNA, 5717 nt
Organism: Scatophagus argus
Lineage: Eukaryota; Metazoa; Chordata; Actinopteri; Scatophagidae
Gene: cpt1a2b
Product: carnitine palmitoyltransferase 1A2b
Exons: 19
Coding region: 295-2661 (788 amino acids)
Biological process (GO): fatty acid metabolic process; carnitine metabolic process
Cellular component (GO): mitochondrion
Molecular function (GO): carnitine O-palmitoyltransferase activity
Source: RefSeq, a predicted model, not a curated record
CAACAGUCUAUAGGCAUACCUAGAACAUUUGAGUCAAAGUUAACGCCUACAUUUACACAGCGACUGGUCGCCCCCUUGUUUUCCCAACUGAGUAUUUGCGUGGCUCAGCCUCAUACUGGCUCAUACUAUCUUUGUUCGCUGGCACUGGCAGUGAUUGCCUUGGUGGUUGAGGAGAAAACUCACAGUUAACAUAGUGAUCUCUGUUGCAGGCUCGACAAAAAAAGGGAGGGGUGUACAUAAACGUUUCUGUGUUAAGCUUCUCAUCGAGAAAGUUUUUCGAAAAACACUUAAGUGAUGGCAGAGGCUCACCAGGCAGUGGCGUUCCAGUUCACCAUAACGCCAGAGGGGAUUGACCUGCAGCUCUCUUAUCAGGCCCUGAACCAGAUCUAUCUGUCCGGAGUGCGAUCGUGGAAGAAACGAGUCAGCCGAAUGAGGAACAGUUUGAUCAAAGGAGUGUACCCUGCCAGCCCUUCCUCCUGGCUCUUUGUCGUCAUAGCGAUCCUGGCCACCAUGUACAUGCGCUCAGAUCCCAGCAUGGGGCUCAUCACCAAGAUACAGCAACACCUGCCACUAAGCCUCCAUGUCUCGCUCAGUGCCCAGGGGCAGACCAUGGUGUCUGCACUGGUCUUCAGCACCCUCCUGUGGCUCUCACUCAUCCUCACACUCAGAUUCUGCCUCAAACUGCUGCUCUCCUACCACCAAUGGAUGUUUGAGCAACAUGGCCGAGUGUCCAAUGUCACCAAAGUCUGGGUGACUCUAUUGAAGUUACUAUCAAGCAGGAAGCCUUUGCUGUACAGUUAUCAGACUUCUCUACCUCACCUGCCUGUUCCUGCCAUCAAAGACACACUGAGCAGGUACCUGUUGUCAGUCCGCCCCCUGUUGACUGAUCCAGAAUUUAAACGAAUGACUGAACUGGCCAAUGACUUUGAGUCUAACCUGGGAAACCGCCUGCAACGUUACCUGAAACUCAAAGCUCUGUGGGCCACCAACUAUGUGAGUGACUGGUGGGAGGAAUACAUCUACUUGAGGGGUCGAGGUCCCAUCAUGGUCAACAGUAACUACUAUGGCAUGGACUUUCUGUAUGUGACCCCAACCCAGGUGCAGGCAGCCAGGGCAGGAAACACCAUUACUGCUCUGAUGCUCUACCGUCGCAAGGUCAACCGGGAAGAACUCAAACCAAGUCGUGUUCCAGGCACUGUCAUCCCUCUGUGUGCUGCUCAGUGUGAGAGGAUGUUCAACACAACACGCACACCGGGAGUUGAGACUGAUGUGCUCCAGCACUGGCAAGACAGUGAAUUUGUAGCAGUGUACCACAAGGGGCGCUUUUUCCGCCUGUGGGUGUACCGGGCAGGUCGGCUGCUGUCUCCCAGGGAGAUUGAGUACCAAAUCCAGAGGAUCCUAGAUGACCCUUCACCCCCACAACCUGGAGAGGACAAACUGGGAGCUCUUACUGCUGGAGACAGGAUUCCUUGGUCUCAGAUGAGGAAGCAGUACUUCAGCUCUGGCAUCAAUAAGCGAUCACUGGAUUCCAUCGAGAGGGCCGCCUUCUUCGUAACUUUGGAUGAUGAAGAGCAAGGCAUGAAGGGAGAGGACCCAACAGGAAACUUGGACCGCUAUGCCAAGUCACUUCUCCAUGGGAAAUGUUAUGAUAGGUGGUUUGAUAAAUCCUUCUCCAUUGUGAUCUACAAGAAUGGGAAGAGUGGACUGAAUGCAGAGCACUCCUGGGCUGACGCACCCACAGUGGCUCAUCUUUGGGAGUACACACUGGCCACAGAUGCCUUCCACUUGGGCUACACUGAGGACGGACACUGUAAAGGUGAGGUGGAGCGCUCACUACCUCCUCCUCAGAGGCUCGUCUGGGACAUCCCCUCAGAGGUUCAGGCCCAGGUCUGCAGCUCCCUCGCUGUUGCACAGGCACUGGCAGAUGAUGUGGACUGCCACGUGUUUCCCUUCAACGAGUUUGGAAAAGGACGGAUCAAGAAGCUACGCGUUAGCCCUGACGCAUUCAUACAGAUCAGCUUACAGCUUGCAUACUACAGGGAUCGUGGUGGUUUUUGUCUGACUUAUGAGGCAUCAAUGACCCGUCUGUUCAGGGAAGGCAGGACAGAAACUGUUCGGUCCUGCACCAACGAGAGCUCUGCCUUCGUCAAAGCUCUAGAGAACAGAGAGGCAGAGGAACAAUGCAGGCGUCUCUUCCGACUGGCUUCCGAGCGUCACCAAAACCUUUAUCGUAUGGCUAUGACUGGAGCUGGGAUUGACAGACACCUCUUCUGCCUGUAUGUGGUGUCCAAAUACCUGGGGGUGGAGUCACCCUUCCUAAAAGAGGUUUUGUCUGAACCUUGGCGUCUGUCCACCAGUCAGACCCCAGUGCAACAGAUGGAGCUGUUUGACUUGAAGAACCACCCCGAUUUCAUAUCGCUGGGCGGAGGUUUCGGACCCGUUGCCGAUGAUGGUUAUGGGGUCUCGUACAUCAUCGUGGGCGAGGAUAUGAUCAACUUUCAUGUUUCCUCCAAACACUCCUGUGGUGAGACUGACUCACACAGGUUUGGUGCACAGAUAAGCAAAGCUCUUCAAGACAUCAUGGCGCUCCUCUCUGCUGACACCAAAACCCCCUCAUCCUCCAAAGGCACAACCCAGUCUCAGUCCAAGAAGCUCCUCUGAACAUGAGAGGCUUCUCACCGCGUGGACAGAUAUCUCCCUCAAGGAAUGAUCUCGAACCCUUAAUGCUGAAAGCGCAUCCUAAGACGUGAAGCAUAAAAUAAAUCUGAUAAAAGUGAAUUUUUUGUGAGUAGAAUCAAAGGGAGAUUCCAGCCUAAACUUGGAGAGCAGAUGCUCUUUAGUUAUCUGCAAUCAUUUUAAGACACAACAAUAACAUAAUUUUAGGCCCUUUAACAAACAAGAUAAACUGAAAACUCCAGGUGCUCUUUCAGGUUAGAUACGUAAUCUACACCUUCAUUUUUGAUCUUUUUUCACUUCCUGAAGUUUCAGAGGAAUACAUGAGUGGACCUGUGUGUCAGAGCACUGGAACCCCUCACUUGAUUUACAGUCUUCCUUUUAAAAAUGAUAGACUUCAGCAGCAUUUCUGCGUGAAUGGGCUGUUGAAUAUUUGACCGCUAUUUGACAGCAUGAACACAUGUUCAUGCAGGUUUUAUUUUUAUCGUUCCAUUAGCUAGAGAGAAGGCAAAAGUGCUUCCAAUCCCAACUUUCUCUAAGGAUAAGGAACCAGAGAAGGACAAUUUUCUUGUUCUUUUAUUUUCCUUUCUUUUUUUUUUUAUAGAAAGAAGGAGCAAAGAUUAUCUUGGCUUACGAAGGAAGUCAUUAGCAGCCAAGUAAGGAGCGUAGAAAGAGUGACAAAUCUCCUUGCCAUUAGACAGGAAGCAAUAAAUGAAAUGAUGCCACGCAAGUCAGCCAGCUGACACAGUACCAAGUCAAGGGUACAGAGUGUGAGCUGUUGUUCUUUGCUGAAUAUCAGAUAAGCUUAAAGACUAAAGGAAGUAGGGGAGAUAAACCUCACUGAAGGGGUAUGGUUAUUUAGGUGUUAUUACAAGAUAGCUCAGUUAGUAUUUUUUUAUUGUCAUUUAAUAUGAAAGAUGGGACUGGAGGUUUUUAUGAGCUAGACAAUGACAGCCCCAUUCUUGAGAAAUGGCUACUAUAAACGUUUUCCAGUUGAUGCUGAAGGUUACAUUUACUUAUCACCUGAUCUCUGGACAGGCCACAUACCACAGCCUAACUAAUAAUGAACUGCUCGGUGUCUUCCCUUCCUCAUAAAGCAUUUCCAAAGAGUUCCCACAGUCAAAAUAUGAAGUAAAAGUAUAAAUAUUUUGUUAGCAAAAGCAUUUCAGCUAUAUAAAUGAGAGGUACUCAUUAUGCAGCAGAAUUUCUAAAUACAUUAUUAUAUGUUAAUGAGCAUGUUAGCAGGAUUUAAUAUCAAAAACAUUGCCUCAUCAGGUUUCACAUGGACUGAAAUGCACAGCUUAGCUUGGGGAUCUCCACGUGCCAGCUGGAAGGCCACCAACUCAUCUGCUCAGACGAGACAAAUUGAUACCAAAUGCUAAAUUAUCAUGUGUCAUUGCAUUACAGACAUCGAAUCCAAGUGCUUUCAUAUGAAUUCACAUUUACGUUCUCCGAUUACACUAAGUGUUUUCAGUAGCAGAUAACACCAUUAAAGUGAUCGUGUGUGGUUUUACUGAGAUCAGGGGAUAACUCACAGUGUGAUCCUUUUAUUUUUUUUAGAAAGGAUGGAAGGAAAGCAGGAAGGAUGGGAGAAGAAAAAGAGGUGCAAAUGACUUUUGGCUAUUGUUUUUAGUUUCACUUUUCAUUGUUGGCGGAUGAUUUAAUAAAAUGGAGCCAUUUUAGGUCCAUUGUUUGAUGAUGUGCUUGAGUUUAUCAGACAGAGCUGUGUGUUACUGCUGUUGGCUGAAACACAGCUCAGUUGGACUGUUGUCACGUUGUGUAUAGUCGCAUUGCCUUAUUCUUACAUUCACUGAAACGAUUAUUUUUGUUUUUCCCUUCACAACAUCAGUGCUGUGAAGGGGGUGACCAACACGGGGCAAGCGGGACUUGUUGGUCAUUUAGAUGGUAGACUUGUGGGCCAGUGGCACUUCAGUCAGGAUUUCCUUGGCCAACACUCACACCUGGUUUUAAAGCUAUGGCAUUUUAAGAAACACAUCUGUGCCUGAAUUUAAGUAUUCACUCAAACAGUUUCAAUGCAAUUUCUUAAUCAAUGCAAUUCCUGAGGGAACCUUUGUAACAUUUGUGUGUGUGUGUGUGUGUGUGUGUGUGUGUUAAUAACAAUGUACUGCACUUGCUCAGUUAGUUAGCAUCGUUGUGCGCAGUGAUGUAGUGGUCAAGUCGAGCAUUAACGCUGCUGUAUAGCAGAUAUUUCAGAGUCAGAGUCUUGUUUUCCACUCAUAACAUCAACAUAUUCAUGGUCUAAUAUGAAUAGAAACAUUGACUACAAACGGUCUGGUUUUGUUAGCAUUCCACCACAUCUCUGCUCAUGUUUUCUAACUCUUAACUUAAUCAUAUUCAUCUUGGGCUUAAUAUCUGUCUGUAUCUGACCACAAUCUGUCUCAGGUUGGCUGAUUUUCUAGACGGCAUAAAAGAGUUUAGUUUUCCAGUACUUAACAUUUAUAAAUCCUUUCCGGUAAUAAAAUAAAGUCUCCCUUUGUCUCUUUAAGAAGGGCUUUUUAUUCUAAGAUUAAUUCAUUUCCGAGGUUUGGAGUUUCAGUUAAGUGCACCAUUAGCGAUACAGAUCUAAUUCUCAUCAAUUGUUAUUCACUUCAUGCCUCAGCCUACCUGUGAAGUCUGACUGUUUGUGUGCCUCAGUCUAUUCAAGAUGUAAUGGGCGUCCUCAUGCUGUCAGUUUGUUUGAAUAAUGAGCCUCAGACCUAGUUUGAACUAAAGCUUAUUAGCUUAGUUAUUUCCUAAUUAUUUGAUACAUUUUUAUGGUUUAUUUCUGUGUAACCUGUACAACUACUCUUUUGACCCUCGAUUAAUAGUGAUGCAUGACCACGUUUGAUGAAUUUGCGGGUAUGGUAGUUCUGUAUUCGUAUUUACUGAUUUUACACUCCGAAAGAUGCUUGUUAUUGCUUUGUUUUUGUCAGUGCUUUUCAUUCUUAAACUUAUUUAAAUGUCGGGUGUUGGCUUUGUGAAGGAGGCCUUUUAUAGACGGUGAUGGCGUGUUACGUGAAAUAAAAUACUGAUCUUACAGUGCA